Molecule: messenger RNA, 366 nt
Organism: Cotesia congregata
Lineage: Eukaryota; Metazoa; Arthropoda; Insecta; Hymenoptera; Braconidae
Source: the annotation of a GenBank genome assembly
AUGCUUGGUGAAUCUACAAGAGUACCAGAGCUAAAAAUACAGUCUGGCCGUUUGUUAGACAAUCUAUUGAAGCACCAGGGGGUCGAGUUCCCGCCGAUCGAGGACAGAUGGAGGGCGGUAAAAAAAAAUAAACACAAAGAAUGCACAGGACUGUUGCGUCGAGACAACACGUGUAAAGGAGUGGCUUUUUCGUCCAACGCUCUUGGAGUUAUAUAUCAACACGCGGUGAGAAAAGAACCUGGAGGCCUGAUUGGAUAUAUUACAGCACGUGUGAAGUCUGGUGAGUUAUUUGAAGUUGAUGGUGACAUGCAACUUAUGUCAGGACUACUUGGAUCAGCGAGUUUGGUAAUUUUUUUGGCUACCUGA